UCACAUCAAUCUCGAACGAGAACCGUCCGAUUUCCUUCCACGUCAUCAAUCCGCGUGAAUCUUACUUUCAACGGCUUGGAUUAUAGUUGCAGGAGCUACUGGUAGAACGAACCGAGCUCGUCCCAAUUCUCGCCCAUCUCUCUAUCUCUCUCCCCCUUCCCUCCCCUUUCUCGACAUAUCUGUCUCUUGUUCAAUUUACUCGUUCCUGGAAAAAAAAAAUUGUUUUUCUCGAUAGCUUCCUUCCAGUUGCAUCAAGAGAUGAAGUCCAAGGAGGAAGAAGAGAGAGAAUUCGUAGAGCAAAACGGAAUUCCGGUUGUGAACUUGGAAGAAGAAAGCGAUGAAGAAGAAAGCGAAUCGAAGGAUGUAGUAGAACUAGAGGAAGAAGAAGAAGACGACGAUGGUGAUGACGACGACGGCGAGGAAGACAGCGACGACGAUGACGAUGAGGAGGAAGGUGAGGAAGAAGAUGUCGGUGACGUGCAAGCUGUCCACUCUGGUGAACCCCUGGUCCAUUCAGUUGACGACGACGACGAAGAUGACGACGACGACGAUGAGGUCGACGAUGACGAUGACGACGACGAUGGAGAUGGCGAUGGAGACGGUGAAGGUGAUGAUAACGAUGACGAUAGUGAGGGGAACGAAGACGAAGAGGACGAGGAAGCGAAAGAAGAGGAGGAUCUGGCAACAGAAUACUUUGUCAGGCCUGUAGGCCGCGCUAAAGACGAGGAAGAUGGCAGUGAUUUUGAGGCAGAAGGGAGUGUUGAAGAUAUUUAUGAAGAUGAUGAGGAUGAGGAUGAUGAAGAUGCUGGUAUGGUGGAGGAUCCUCCAAAGAGAAGAGGUCAGAUAGGGAUGAUUCCGAUGAUGAUGACGAUGGUGGAGAGGAUGAUGAGAGACCAUCCAAGCGAUAGGGCCUUGGAUUUUGAGGAAUGACCAUUGAUGCAUAGGUCAAUCUCUCUCCCUCUCUCCUACACCAUUUCCUUCUUUGCAGAAAGAAGGAUAAGGUGCUUUAUGCAUGUUGGUUUUUGUUGGUGUAUCAUGAUGUUGCAGUACUAAUAGGAUAAUUUGCGUUAGUUUAUGUGAGGGUCCGAAGAAGAAACAAAUGGAAAUAGCUGGGUCUUAGAAUUUGUGUAAGUUAAUGGUCUUUUAGAUAAGCUGUAGACUCUCGGUAAAAAUUUCAUCUUUUAGGUUGAUUGCAGUUUUAGAUGAUUGGUUGAUCUUGAUGUGAUUUUAUAGCUCUAUCUUUACCUUUUCAAUUUCUAUUCACCCGGAUUGGUGAAGAGUAUUAAAAUGCUCUCUAAACUGCCGAAUGA
Molecule: messenger RNA, 1310 nt
Organism: Carica papaya (papaya)
Lineage: Eukaryota; Viridiplantae; Streptophyta; Magnoliopsida; Brassicales; Caricaceae
Source: RefSeq, a predicted model, not a curated record